This is a messenger RNA of Arctia plantaginis, 1764 nucleotides long. Lineage: Eukaryota; Metazoa; Arthropoda; Insecta; Lepidoptera; Erebidae. The record is from the annotation of a GenBank genome assembly.
AUGGCUUCCUCCAGUAAACUAACCGGUACGGGAUUAGAAGAAGCGGGAGUGCCCGGCCAGUCUUUUCUCCGUGAUGCACUUACUAGCUGCACCGACCCUCUAAAGGCCAUUGAAGAGUUCCAGCUAGAGAAUGGUAUAUUGUUACCUUCUUUACGACCUAUGCUGCCUUUACUAGACCUUCAUGGAGUGCGUAGGCUGGACUUUCACACAUCUGUACUUGAAGAAUUGAGAGACAAACUGAUUGCUCACAUAAACGAGCCCGUAGGUAAAGAUGGCAAAGAAACUGACAAAAAGCUUAAAGAACUACUUUCUAAAAGCUUUCUCGUGGUUGGAGUGAAGGCUUUAAGACCUGUAAUUAUGAGUAUCUUAAAAAAUACACCCAAUAUUGAUGAUAAGUACCUCAAAGUUUUAGUUAGAGACAGGGAAUUGUAUAACGACACGGCCACAGAGGUAAAACGACAAAUAUGGCAGGAUAACCAAUCUUUGUUUGGUGAUGAGGUAUCACCAUUAUUGAGCCAGUACAUAAGGGAAAAAGAGAAUGUUUUGUUUGAUCAUGAAAAUCACACAAAUCUAUUCUUUUCAUCAUCACCAAAAGGAAGAAGACAAGGUUCUGUUGUAACAAGACUAGCGCAUAUGAUCGGCUAUAGUGUAAAACUAUAUGACAUGGUGUUACAAUUUCUUCGUACAUUGUUUCUGAGAACAAGGAAUGUGCAUUACUGCACUUUGAGAGCUGAGUUGUUAAUGGCUCUGCACGAUAUAGACAUACAAAAGAUCAUAGCUGUAGACCCCUGUCACAAAUUCACUUGGUGCUUAGAUGCCUGUAUCAGGGAGAGAAAUGUAGAUAUAAAGAGAUCUAGAGAACUCCAAGGGUUUUUAGACAGCAUUAAGAAAGGUCAAGAGCAAGUGUUAGGUGAUUUAUCAAUGACACUCUGUGACCCUUAUGCGAUAAACUUCUUAGCUACAUCUGCUAUUAAGAUAUUACAACAUUUAAUUAACACAGAAGGUCUUCCGAGGGAUAACGUUAUUUUAAUUCUACUAAUUCGGAUGUUAGCAUUAGGUUUAAGUGCUUGGGUAAUGAUUGAUUCACAAGAAUUUAAGGAGCCCAAAAUGGACAGUCAAGUGGUCACGAAAUAUUUACCGGCUUUAAUGUCACUGAUGGUAGAUGACCAAGUGCGAGCCUUACACAAUAAACUACCUCCAGAUGAAAGAGAGUCAGCAAUAACUACUAUUGAACAUUCAGGUCCCCCUCCUGAUGCUUGUGAAGCUUAUAUGAGAGAAAGUCCGGUUUGCGGUAUCCUUGCGAUGUAUUACACACUUCACGCAGCAAAGGUGCGAGAUAGAGGGGCGCUCUUACGUAUUUUGAGUAUUUUAGGCAGUUGUAAAGACAGCAGAGCAUAUGAAGACCCAUUCUUACAUGCGCUUGUUUCUUUACUAGUACAAUGGCCUGAUGAAUUUCACGGUGAAGACUUUAGUACCGUAUUGUUUGAUGAAUUUUUCUUUGCCGGGCUUUCAAAGGACAAUGUUACAAGACAUUUACUGAAACUGCUUUGGAAUAUUCAUACUAAAUUACCAGAGACAAGAGUACAAACUCUGAUGAAAGCCCUUCAACCAGGUACACAGCACAAUGAGUCUGUGCACAAGCUCUAUGAAACUUUACAGCAAAAAUUGACAACUCAGGCAGAGCCCAUGCCUAGUAGUAGCGACAUGGAGUAUUUGGACUCGCCUCUAAUGAGUGUUCCUACACCUGCACCUUUUCAUAUGUAG